Molecule: messenger RNA, 2011 nt
Organism: Pelmatolapia mariae (spotted tilapia)
Lineage: Eukaryota; Metazoa; Chordata; Actinopteri; Cichliformes; Cichlidae
Gene: surf4
Product: surfeit 4
Exons: 6
Coding region: 206-1015 (269 amino acids)
Biological process (GO): Golgi organization
Cellular component (GO): membrane; endoplasmic reticulum; endoplasmic reticulum-Golgi intermediate compartment
Source: RefSeq, a predicted model, not a curated record
GCUCGCUCCGUCUCGCUCGUCAAAUCGCAGGGCAUUGUGGGGCGGAGGCGGCCUUUCUCUGCGUCCAGGCAGUCGGGAAAUCUUCAAGUAAAUAACGUUAACAGUGGCAGGAACAGAGCGAGCGCAGCCUGCGGAAAAAAAAUCAACGCACCGAAGCCGUGUUGCGCCGAGCCUUAAACAUUACAGCUGGUAAUAUUACUCGAAUAUGGGGCAGGAGGAUCUUAUGAACACCGCUGAAGACGUGGCAGACCAGUUCCUGCGGGUAACCAAACAGUACCUGCCCCACCUGGCUCGUCUGUGUCUCAUCAGCACCUUCCUCGAAGAUGGCAUCCGCAUGUGGUUCCAGUGGAAUGAGCAGCGAGACUACAUUGAGGCAACCUGGAACUGUGGCUACUUUCUCGCUACAUGCUUUGUGCUGCUUAACCUCAUUGGACAGCUCGGUGGUUGUGUCCUCAUCCUCAGUAGAAAUUUUGUACAGUAUGCCUGCUUUGGACUAUUUGGGAUCAUAGCGCUACAGACUGUUGCAUACAGCAUUUUAUGGGACCUUAAAUUUUUGAUGAGAAACCUGGCCCUUGGAGGUGGUCUGCUGCUGCUACUGGCUGAAUCUCGUUCAGAAGGAAAAAGCAUGUUUGCUGGAGUCCCCUCCAUGGGAGAGAGUUCACCGAAGCAGUACAUGCAGCUGGGCGGUCGAGUACUCUUGGUGCUCAUGUUCAUGACCCUGUUACACUUCGACUCCAGCUUCUUCUCUAUACUGCAGAACAUGGUGGGGACAGCUCUCAUCAUCCUGGUGGCCAUUGGUUUCAAAACCAAGUUAGCAGCACUGACCCUCGUAGUGUGGCUUCUGGCUAUCAACUUCUACUUCAACGCUUUCUGGACCAUCCCCGCCUACAAGCCCAUGCACGACUUCCUCAAGUAUGACUUCUUCCAGACCACGUCAGUCAUUGGAGGCCUGCUGUUGGUGGUGGCUCUUGGGCCUGGUGGAGUGUCCAUGGAUGAGAAAAAGAAAGAGUGGUAGGCAUAGGAAGCACAGCAUCACUAACUUCCCCUGCCAGCUGGGACAAAAAGACCCUCCCCCUCCAGUUCACCAGGGUACAUAGUUGUUGUUUUUUGUUUUGUUUUUUUAAAUUUGUUUGCUAAAUCCAGAGACGCCACCUCAGCCAUCAUCGGACUUUUUUUCUUUCCCCACCUGCUGAUUUAGGUUUGUUUUUUUUUUUAAAUUAGUGUUUUGUUUUUUUUAAACUUCCUUUUCUCGUGACGGCAACGAUAAAUGCCCAUGUAGUUCAGAGUGCAAACAACCCCCAAAAACCAGCGAAUAGCAAAUGGAGGAAAAGAUUUAUCUAUUCUGUGUGCACAAGAAGAAAAGGGUUUAUUUUACAGGUGUUACAUGUUUAGUUAGAACUGGUUAACUGCAGCAGUUUGGGGUUUCCAGUGGAUGGCGACCUUUCCUGACCAUUGCAUCGUUGCCGCCUGGGAACUUGGUAUUGAUCGAAAACAAUUUUGCUCUCCAGGUUUGUUUUUCCCCCGUUAGCCACUCUUGUCUCUCUUCCAUCCGCACCAUCAGUCUCAAUAGACUGAUGACUCCUGUUCAUGGGGAGUCAAAACCGGGUGGGAUGUGCAUAUUGUAUACUAAGUGUUGGAUUGCACUUGUGUUUUUUCAACACAGAUAUUAGCUCCAGGACUUGUUAAUGGGCACUUUGUACUGUACGUCUUUGGCAAAUGCCUAACUAGUGAACUGUUAUACAAUCAGAGAUAAAAGCAGGGGGGGAGACUCAUCGUUUGUGAAACACCAUAUUCUGCGACCUAGGAAAAGCAAAGAGGACUAAGCAGAGUCACUAGCCACCUGGACUUGGUCUUUGCUCAGUGUUUUUUGCCCUGUGUAAGGAAAAUCUAAAAAAAAAAAAAAAAAAAAUCUGUGUAUUAAUUUUCAGAAGUUUAUAUUGUAUUUUUGAUCAUCUUUUGUUUUGUUUUUUCUUUUGAUUUUGAAAUUUCAUGGCGAAGAAAUAAAAAUUCA